AUGGCGGUCAUGCUGGCCGCAUUCGCCCACGUCCGGCCCGACGACGAUGACGCCCGCGGAUGGAGCACUAUCGCUGACAUUCUCAACGCAUGUCUCUCCGGAUCGGCACGGGUCGAGCCCGAUGAAGUCCAGGUUAAGUUCCUCCACAUGCGCAAGUCUUACCUGUUCGAGAAGGCCCGUCUGGCUGGCACGGCAAAGGAGGUCCAGCCUGCGCUACCAUACUUUCGCCAUAUGCACAUGGUCUUGUCCGGCGGCGAGGUCGAGAUCGAGACGCUGCUGAGCCACCACGCUUCAGUCGCCACCUUUGAUGCCGCCUGUCGUGCCGCUGAUGCCGCUGCCGCCGCUGCUGUCGCUGACGACGCAGCCGCGGCGCGGGAGGCUCCCAGCACCCCGCCGCCACGCUCCAAGCCGUCGUCACCGGCGCCAAUCAACACCCAAUCGACUCAGUCGCCUCAGCUCCUCGCCCCGCUCCCGCCACCCGCCCUUGUACCUGACACCCCACCGCGCGCAGCAGCCUCCUCUGCGGCGCCCUCGCCGUUGUUGCAUUCGCAGUCUGGUGACGAAGAUUGGUCCAUCGCGCGCAGCAUGGACUCGCGCGAGCCCGGGCGGUCGCCCGCUCACAACCACUUGGAGCUUCUUCGUGAGAUCCAGGCCAGCCAUGAGAGAGUCGUCGAGCGCAUCCUCGGGACCCAAGACUCUGUCAACCGAAUGAUCGCUGAAGAAGCUGCGCAGCGCAAGCAGUUUAUGGAGCUAAUGACUGCAUUUAUCACCGCUACCCAGGCCAGCAUGACCAAGCGAAGCCGUCGCACUCGGCGCAAGCUCAAGAAGACCGUCACCACCGCACUUGCUUCCGCGGCAGCGGCGGCGACGACGACGGCUUCUCCGGCCGCUGACACUUCAGCUGCCGCACCAGAGCCCGCAACGCCGGGCAACGACCGCGCUCGCAAGCGCAAGCGCGGGCGCAGCGCGGAAUCCAACGACACGCGCGGCCUCACCCCGUCGCCCAAGCGGGCAAAGCCACUUGCCUCGCACCUUGAAAGCGACGUCCUCGCCAGCAUCCAAAACGCCAUGGCAUCGUCGUCGUCAUCGUCGUCGUCGUCGUCGUCAGCUGACUCGGACUCGGGCUCGGACUCGGGCUCCGGAUCGGGCUCCGGAUCGGGCUCUUCGUCGUCCGACUCGUCGUCGUCCGACACGUCGUCAUCCGACACGUCGACUGCAUCAUCGUCAUCGUCGUCGUCAUCGUCGUCGUCCGACUCGUCGUCCUCGUCGUCGCCCUCGUCGUCACCCUCGUCGCCGCUGUCGGCCAACAACGAGACGGCGGCGUGCGCAGCGUCCGACAACGCAUGA
Thecamonas trahens ATCC 50062 is the source of this 1347-nucleotide messenger RNA. RefSeq lists its product as uncharacterized. The record is from RefSeq and is a predicted model, not a curated record. NCBI's taxonomy places the organism in Eukaryota, Apusomonadida, Apusomonadidae. The transcript has a single exon. The coding region runs from base 1 to 1347 and encodes 448 amino acids.